AUGGGUGGCGACCCGAAAAAAAAGAAGGCCGCCAUUCCCCUACCAGCACCCACAGAAACAACUGAAUCGACAGUGACCACUGCGACCGACGUCACAGCGACCGAUUUAUCCCGUGCCACAGAUGACAAAUCAUCCUACUCUCUGCCUGAAGACGGCACGCCUGUAACGAUAAAAACUCGCGGCCACAGUAGCAACCGCUCCCAAACGUCGCUUCUCAUCGAAUACUACGAGGGCAGUAAGGUAUCCAGCACCGACGGCAUUGGGAAUCGCAAACCCAGUGUCCGUGUGCGUGUCAAACAAUCUGGCAGUGCCAAGAACGAGCACAUUAUGAUAUCCAAGCCGAAGUCAUCCAGUAACCGCAAGGUUUCACAAUCUCGUCGAUCCACAAGCGGACAGAAGACAACAUCAUCCUCAGCCACCCGUGAUAUAGACAUUGGUGGCAGUGCUAUCAGCAGUGUCGAUAUCGACGAUGACAAGAGCAUGGACUCAUACGCCUCGGCCACUGAAGAAUCCAACGUCUCGCGGAACCCUAUCGUGGUGGAAAUUGACCGUGGCGGCAGCAGUGGGAACUAUCAGCGUCAGAGGUCCCGUCGCCCAACCAGCCCGCUAAUUCCCGCUGCUGCCAGCAGUCGGGGCUCUGCUUCCUACAUCCAUGGCACACAGUCCGAGAUCUCUGGCAUCUCCGCCAUUCCUGCCGACAGCUUUCUGGACGGAUCAAAGUCGCCCAAGCGAACUGACAGUCCUUCUCGGGCCUUUGCUGCAGCCGCCGCAGCAACUGCGGCUGCGGCUGCCGGAGCUGCUGCUGUAGAACGAAAUCGAGCUGCCAGCACCAGCAGGAGUGAUGUGCGAGAGCGUGUUACGUUGCCGAAGUCCUCGUCGAGAGACCGGGGCCGUGAGGGCGGCAGUGGCAAGAAGCACCGGUCAAGUAGACACACCAGCAGUGUCAACCUUGUCGAGAACGAGGACUCACCUUCGCAUAGACGGUCGAGUCGCCAUCGACACCACAACGAAUCGGCAGUAUCUGGUGCUGACUCUAGCGUGCUGUCAUCAAAUCUUUCACCAAACCACAACCCUUACGACCAGUAUUCCGUCCGCUCUGGCGGAUCCAAAACUUCGAUCAACAACCCCAAGCUGCUCGAGACAGUCGAGGAUGCUAUUCGACGACUCAUUUUACCGGAGCUGACCGCGCUGAAACGAGAACACAGUCGCAAAGAUCGUCGCGGCUCCACAACGUCCACUGGUACGUCUGCCUCGAAGGAAGAAUUUGACCGGCGCCGGUCAGGUGCUAGCGACAGAGCCGGGGCGGCGUCCCACACCCCUCGUGAAAUAGACGCAGUUAUACGGAAGGAGAACCGAGAUCGAGAAGGGCGGCAUGCUAUGGACGAUAGCCCCUCCCCUUCCGCAGGCUACGAUUACGACUCAAGGGAAGAGACCGCUCAUGGCACACGUUCUGUCAGCGAAACACCAAAGAAAAGCUCGGACAAACUAAAGACCGCUACAGCUGCCAGUGCAGCCGGCGCCGCUCUCGCUGCUGCCGUAUUAGCGGAUCACGGUGACUCGCCCUCGACCGCCAGGGAACAGCGGCGGCGACGCAGGGCCGAAGCUCGGAACCGGGGCGCUGAGAACGAUGUGACACCAUCGACACCGCAGCAAGGCAACUUUGAUUCAUACCUCAAUGGACCUCAAAGUGCAUCUAGUCGCUCCUUCGACGAUGGCAUGCAGCACGAUGGCGAGAAUGCACAAACCCCCGCAUCCCAGUUCGGUCCCAGCGAAGCUCAGUUGCGAAAUACUGAACCCAAGGAGUACUUGCGGCCACCGAUGCCGUUGAUGAGCGAGAUUAAUUCAGAUGUCACGAGAGCAUCUAUUUUGUCCGCCGAAAGCGACCGACCUAGGUCUGCAUCUGACGAGCUGCAGACCGCCCCAGUUCGAGAGGUGUCUAGGGGUAUCCCCGCAAUGGGGUCUGUCGGCAGUCCGGAACAGACGCCUACCAAGGUUCCUGCGCUACAAAAUCUAGGUACCCAGCAUUCCAACAUAUCUCACGGAGAUUUGAAGGCUCUGCCUCGAAAUGGCCUGCCUACUGCGGAAUAUGCAGGCGGUGACGAAAAUUACGAGAACUACGGAGACGAACACGAAACCGGCCAGAACCAGCAGAGUGAGCUUCAUCAUGAACAGGAGCACUAUCAGGGCCAGUAUGCCCAGCAUGGAGACGGCGAAGAUUACGAGGAAUAUGACGAGAUGGCACACUACGGAGGACAGACGUACGAUGAAUUCGGCAAUCAGAUCGUACCUGCCCCGCUCAACUACGUCCCUUACCAACCUGAGCACCGUGGCCUCAGUCCCAUUCCAAGCGUGUCAGGCUAUACCGAAGGCGGCACAAGCGAAGCGCAUCGGGACUCGAUUCAUGCUGGCACGGCUGUCUCUUCGCCAGGCAAGUCACCCAUGCCAGAGCGGAAGCCCCUCGCCUCGCCGAACUCCGCACGUGGCAAUACCAUGGGCCGCGACUUUGAUCAAGACGGCAGCGCCCUUGACGGCAGCGCACUUAGCUCCAACGCUGGCUACUCGGAACUUGCGCCCACACAACUCACCGACGAAGGCAGCAACGUCUACAGAGCUGUCCAAGGAAUUGGUGCGAACCCGAGAUUUGUUCGCCCUCCGAUCGGUGUUGAGUCGGCCGUUGCCUCCUUAGUAGACGGCUCUAUGCUGGAAGGGUCAGCAUUGACCGGGGGUUCUAGCGUCAACGGCGGGUAUGGUCUGCUCCCAGGCGCCCGUGGAUCUAUGGACACGCUUGAAGAAGAGACAUCGUAUGAUCGCGCCAACUCUCAAAGUCGCUCUGUCAAGGGCUACGGGCAUGAGCUGAAUAACGAAGAGGAGCCACAUCGGGCCCACGAGCAGGAGGACAGUCGUGAGGUCAUGGCUGCAUCUCCGACUACGACAAGAACAAACCCGUCUGAAUUUGCUGGCGAAUAUGAACUCGACCAGUAUGGACGCAAGGUUCGCCGGCUGUCGCCCACUGUAUCAGAAGCCGCUGCCAUAACGGCUGGCGCCAUCGGUCUUGUUAUCCGCGCUGCGAAAGACCGUGGCCAGCAGCCACAUGAGUCUACUAGGCUGGAAGAGCAUGAAGGCUAUCACACACACCCCGAUGAUUGGGCGCCGGAUGGGGUUCAACGAAAUCGUUCCUUCAAGGAACGGGCUCAGAGCGGACGCUACCCAGGCAAUAAGCAAGCAUACGUCUCUGAGCAUACAGAGGAACAUGAUCAGCCCCGGAUGAGUGCAAAUGGCCUGCCUGAUCUACACGAUCCCAUGCCAGAGAUUGGCUUCGGUUACGAAGAAGACGAUCUCGAAACGAACCCGUCUCUUUUAUACGGUCCGACGUCCCACCAUGACGAAGCCAGCUGGCGCGUUGGCGACCGGACGCCCACACAGGAGCACCAUGACACAAGUACACGCAGCCUUGGUCUCGCUGAAACGCCUGCUGCGCGGGUCUCUUCUCAGCACAGCCGACAGACCAGCCAGGAACACGAUGAAUGGCAGCGGUCGUCUGACGACCGGAAGAGGGAUACUCUGCUCACAAACCCGUACGAAGGGACAAGCCCGAUUGUGAACGAGGACCUGAUCAAGUCAACUCUCCCAGCUGUCGCCACAGGUGCAGGCGCGGCUGCUGGCUACAACGCCAGUGUGGACUAUGCUACGGGGAGCCCUCUGGGGGCCAGAUAUGAUGAGGGCUAUGAAACUCAGGGUCCAGGCAAAUCUCCAGACCUGACUGGGACCAACAAGGGCAAGGAAGUUGCCUUUCCGGAUCAUAUGCCUGCGUCGUUUGGUGGUCAAGAUGACCCGUUUUACUCGCUCAACCAGACGAGACACUUCAGCGGCCUCUCUCAAGGAAUGGGAAGUCCUCUAUAUGAUCCCGCCACUGGUGCUGGCAUUGAUCGCAUUGAGAACAAGGAUAUUAUCUCCCUCAUGCAGCAUCUGAUGGUCCGGGACGCUCAACGAAGUGCCCGUGACACGGAAAUCCUGGUGACACUUGUGCGUGCGGCAGCAGAGAUGCGCACUUCGUUUGAGAGCGUAAAAUCCCUGCUCGCUUUGCACGAAAAGGGCAUCAGCAACGACUUUUCCAAGAAGCUGGCCGACAGCGAAGAUGCCAUCAUCACGGAGGUCCUUGACCUGGGACCGAAAAAACAGUCCGCACCCACCUGGGCGGGCCCCGUCCGCUGCCUGGCAGCGAACAUCUUCCGCCGCGCUCUUAAGUCGUUGAACGCGAAGGGCAACAAUGAUCUCACCCGAAUCGAGGACAUGCUUAACCAGCUGUUGUUGCAGGUGGAUCUGUUGAAGGCGCAAACAACCGUGGAGUCUGGGGUCAUGGGCACAACUGUUUCUGGUGGCCGAGCUCCCUCUCCAUACGACGACGUUGAAUCGCAUAUGCCAUACGAACACGAGCAAGACCGCGGUUACGAGCCGGAGGGUCAUGCGGGCACGUCCACUGCCAGCCAUGCAAGCCAGUCUGGGCACUUGUCUGUCCAUUCUCGUGGCGGCCCAUCGGUCACGUCCAGAAACGGUGGCUACGACCGCAAGUUUUCUGAUAACCGCAUCAGCACGGUCCCGGAGGCGAAUGAAGAUGACCUGGAGUAUGGACAUCAGAAGAGUAUUGCCAGCCCCCGAGCCUCCACGCCCACCCAUGCUCGGUAUGGCAGUCCCGCGUCGUUACCUCAGAUGAGUUCAGCGCUUUUAGCAACGCCUCAGCGCCAAGAAGAAUCAGUGCAGCCACUCCAGCCACAGUCGCUUCCGCAGCUUCAAACGCACAACCAGGAUCUGCAACAGACACCGCAAAGCGGCGACAACACACCCAGAACAGAAAAGGGAAAGAAGCACAAAUCCACCGGCUCGUCAAGCUGGCUACCCAAGAUCUCACGGUGGUCGGAGACAACAACAUCAAGUGUCGGCCGCGUGUUCCGAGCCAGUCGUGACUCUAAGAAGGGCAAUGAGGAACUGGGCUAUCAAAGCGGACCAUCUCGCUCUAGGUCAGACCUGGCCAGCUACGAUGGUUACCACAUGCCCACUGAUCCCGAAGGCGAGGACAAGCUUCACGGUGGCUUUUCGGAGCAAGACCUGCACCAUGACGAGUACUACCAGCCUCAGACGCUCCAAAGCGAGACUCAAGACUAUGGCCUCAACGCCAACAGCACGGAUGUCGUGCCGCCCGACCCGAAGUCAUACAUGACGCCAGAGGACCCGAAAUACCAUGUGCACCGCAACUCGCUGAACCUGCAGCACCCGCAGCCCAGGUCCGGACAGCCUUUGAAGGCAACACUUGAGAGUCGGGCAGAAAACUUUGACUCCCCGAUGAGCCCCCGGUCAGCUGAUUGGGCUGGAUCGGCCACGUCGCUUCACCGAUUCCCUGGCCAAAACACCAACCGGUAUAGCGAUAGCACUGCUACGAACGCGGCAGCAACUCCGGCCAACGUGGCCGCAAAUGUGUCGCAGCAAACAUACUGGGAAUCGCAACGGUCCGGGAGCCGUCAGUCUCAGGGAGCUCCGCCCCGUCCACCCAAAGAGCCGCUUGACGAAUCGCAGCAAGCGACUUAUGUGACGGCGGCACAAGUGACAUCUAGCUACACGGGCAGCCCGCGGCUUGAAAACCGCAACCUCAACAGCGCACUGGGAGUGCCGACGCGACGCCCAAGCGGCCCUCGUGCGAUGACGCCGAAGAGUGAGCGGAGCAUGCGAAGCUAUAACGACGAGGAGGCUGCAAAUGAUUCGCGCAGACGGAAGAGAGACACUUUUGGAACGGUGGCGUCUCAGGACACCGAGACCUUCUAG
Grosmannia clavigera kw1407 is the source of this 5814-nucleotide messenger RNA. RefSeq lists its product as uncharacterized. The transcript is spliced from 4 exons. Lineage: Eukaryota; Fungi; Ascomycota; Sordariomycetes; Ophiostomatales; Ophiostomataceae. The coding region runs from base 1 to 5814 and encodes 1937 amino acids. The record is from RefSeq and is a predicted model, not a curated record.